This is a messenger RNA of Mugil cephalus (flathead mullet), 2566 nucleotides long. RefSeq names its product T-lymphocyte surface antigen Ly-9-like. The record is from RefSeq and is a predicted model, not a curated record. Bases 119 to 1603 code for a protein of 494 amino acids. The transcript has 18 exons. NCBI's taxonomy places the organism in Eukaryota, Metazoa, Chordata, Actinopteri, Mugiliformes, Mugilidae.
UCUGGCUCCGAGGCAGUCCGUUAUUAAGGAGAUAAAAUAAUAUACGGAGUUUUACCUUCUUCAUUUAUAGAUUUAAACCGCCCUCAGUUUCAGGUGCGUCGUUUUCUAACCUUUGAGGAUGAAUCCAGUUUGGUUUAUCCUGUCGAUCAUACUCCUGCCACUGACAACUGUUCAAGCUGUCAUCUACAAGAAACCAGGAGACACAGUUCUCCUUAGUCCAGGCUCUGUGACUCCUCCCAUCACCAGUAUAACAUGGAAACAUAAUUCAAACCUGGCUGCAGAGUGGAACGGAGGAGGCGCCAUUGACUUCUACCGGGAGUUCAAAGGUCGCUGUAUACUGAAAACUGAAAGUGGAGAGUUGACCAUCACAAACCUGACACUAAAGGACAGUGGCAGCUACACACCAGAGAUCAACAACAGAGUCUUGGGUACAACUGAAAUCAAGUUCAUGUCUGGCGUCCCUACACCAACUAUCGCCAUGAGCUGUGACGAUGAAAAGACCCACUGUGUUCUCACCUGUGAAGGCGACACUACAGACUCUGAACCAGUCACCUACACCUGGUGGUCAGGUGAUGUGGUGAAAAGUGAAACCAAGGAGUUUAAAAUAACAAAGGAGGAGACAACGUCUUUCUUCAGGUGUAAGAUGGAAAACCUAGUCAAUUCUCAAUUCAGCAAACAAGUCGUCAACCCAGUCCUCAUCUCCAACACAGAUAAUCCAGACAUGUACAGGAAAGUGGGAGACAGUCUUGUCCUUAGUGUAUCCUCUAAAGAUGCUACUAUCACUAGUAUAGUCUGGAAACAUGGAUCCAACGGUGUUGUGGAGUGGAACAGAGGUGAACCUGUCUACAACAAGGACUUCAUAGGUCGCUGCAGGUUGAACUCCAGAACUGGAGAGUUGAUCAUCUCAGGGCUGAAACCAAAGGACAGCGGCAGCUACACAGUAGAGAUCAACGGUGACGCCAUCAAGACAACUAAAAUCAAGGUUAUCUCUGGCGUCCCUACACCAACCAUCUCCAUGAGCUGUGACGAUGAAAAGACCCACUGUGUUCUCACCUGUGAAGGCGACACUACAGGUGUUGAACAAGUCACCUACACCUGGAAGUCAGGUGAUGUGGUGAAGAGUGAAACCAAGGAGUUUAAAAUAACAAAGGACGAUACGGAGCCUUCGUUUACCUGUGAGUUAGAAAACCCAGUCAGCUCUGAACGCAGCAGAGAAGUCCUCAACCCUUUCAUCUCCUCCCCCUCUUCCCCUCCUCCCCCUUCCUCCACCUCCAUCACUGGGAAUCGGACUCUGUUUAUACCAAUCUUGGUAUUGGUGCUCCUCAUUCUGCUGGUCGUGGUCAUCGUCUUAUAUAGACUCAAACACAGAAAAGUGGAACCACAAGUGCCAAUCGGUACUGAGUACGACACAGUUCAAGCUAUCAACAACGAUUACGGAAAACUGCCUUCUGAUUACAACGGUAGAACUGUAUACGCCACAGUUGAAUUUGCCAACAGGGACCAAGGACCUGACUGCGCACCAAUGCCUCCUCCUAACUCCAAUGGAACUGUGUACGCCACAGUUCAACGUGUCACUGAUCAACCAGCUCUCCUGGUCCCUUGAGAGGCCCAGUAGUCAGCAGACAUGAACCAAACUGGAAGUAUUUUUAUUAUUAUUUAUACUGUUGCUUGAACAGCUGGGUCCACUUGAAGCAAUGCAUGGGUGUUUAUGUGUAGCAUUAUGAGUGAAACAUUCAAAGAAGAAAAAAUUACAAAGAAAACAUGCAAACUCCAUGUAUUUAACAGUUGUAGUCAAAUUUGUCUGUGUGUAUUUAUACAUUUGUUUUGUUGUAUUUUCUUUGACAAAAGAGCUUUCUGCUGGUAACCGCCUGUAAUAUGCACUUUGUAUUUCCACUGUGCCUGACCCAGUGAGACCUGAAUGUGUGAGUGAGGUAGAGAAACCGCACAGUUAGUUUAUUGAGUUUAUUUAAGGUUAUUUUGUUUUCCAUAUGACUUGAGAUUCCUCUUUCCUGCAGCUCAUUCUUGCAGUGACAGCUAUGGACGGUUGCCCUAUGAUAUUAAUAUUAUUAUGUCUUCUCAGGGAUCCUAUUCAAAUUCCCUCAAAGUAUUACGAUUUAAAAAUGAUAUACAUUUACUCUGAUGCAGAACUCAUUUAACUGGACGAAAGAAAGCUGCUGAUUACUGCUACUAUCGGGCCAAAGACGAUUUUAGAAAAGACCUUCCUCUCUACAACUGAAGCUAUACUGCUGACUGCACUAUGGUUAGUGCAGGCAACCAAGUAUUUAUUUGUUUAAUUUGUUAAAUUUGUUAGUUCUUCUUAAAUGGACAUUCGUCACCAAUCAGAUGUCCCUACACAAAACAACCUGUUUUUACUGUAGUUUGAAUUGUAAUCAAAUUUGUCUUUAUGUAUUUAUCCAUGUUUAUUGUUGUAUUUUUGCUUCGUGGAAGUUUUUAUUCACUCAAGUUCAAUUUUUCUGACAAACAUCAAAAUAUAAUUAGGGCAUGCUUUUGGAAAAUGUAUUACAAUGAAUGAUAUGAAUUUUAAAUACAUGCUGCUUUUACAAUA